AUGGCUUCUAGAGUUGCUGAUCAACAACAAGUGAGAGGUAUGGCAGUGGUCGGAGCAGGAGUUAAGCCACAGAAGAAGGCUGUGGUCGAUGGGAGAAACCGAAAACCACUGGGUGAGAUUGGUAAUCAGCAAGCUGUUAGGGGAAUUGAGGUCAAGCCUAAUCGCCCCAUAACAAGGAACUUCCGGGCUCAAUUACUGGCUAAUGCACAGGCUGCAGCAGCUAAUGAGAACAACAAGAAGCAAGUUUGUGUGAAUGUUAAUGGAGGUGCUGCUGUUCUUGAUGAACUUGUGCCAGUUAGGAGGGCUGAGGCACCCAAGCCAGUGCAGAAGAAACUUGUUAUUGUCAAGCCAAAACCCAAGGAAGUAAUUGAAAUCAGCCCGGACAAAGAGGAAGGCUUGAUUGAAAAAGCCAAGCCUGAGAAGAAGAAAGAAGGAGCUUCAAAGAAGAAAGCAGCACCAACUCUCACUUCAGUGCUUACUGCUAGAAGCAAGGCUGCUUGUGGUUUGACUAAUAAACCAAAGGAAGUGAUUGUUGAUAUUGAUGCCAAAGAUGUUGGUAAUGACUUGGCUGCUGUUGAAUAUGUGGAGGACAUGUACAAGUUCUAUAAGCUUGUUGAGCAUGAGAACCGCCCACAUGACUAUAUGGACUCACAGCCUGAGAUCAACGAGAACAUGAGAGCAAUUUUGAUGGACUGGCUGGUUGUUGUUCACAGAAAAUUCGAGCUUUCUCCAGAGGCAUUCUACCUAACUGUGAACAUAAUUGAUCGGUUCCUUUCGGUCAAGACUGUGCCAAGAAGAGAUUUACAAUUAGUUGGCAUCAGUGCCAUGCUAAUUGCCUCAAAGUAUGAAGAGAUCUGGCCCCCUCAGGUGGAUGACUUUGUUAGCCUUUCGGACAAUGCUUACAGUAAUGUGCAGAUCUUGGUAAUGGAGAAAAUGAUACUGGGCAAGUUGGAGUGGACCUUGACUGUUCCUACACUCUAUGUGUUCCUGGUCCGGUUCAUUAAAGCUGCAAUUUCAGAUGAACAAAUGGAAAACUUGGUCUACUAUCUAGCUGAAUUGGGUAUGAUGCAUUAUGGCAUACUUAUGUACUGCCCUUCUAUGAUUGCUGCAUCUGCAGUCUAUGCUGCUAAAUGCACUCUGAACAAGAGCCCUGCUUGGUGUGACACGCUCAAGCUUCACACUGGUUUCUCUGAAGAGCAACUAAUUGAUUGUUCCAAAGUGUUGGUGAGCUUGCAAGCAAAGGCUGCGAGAAACAAGCUUCAGGGUGUGUACAAGAAGUACUCGAGUUCUGAGAAAAGUGCUGUGGCUUUGCUGACUCCUGCCAAACUGCUUUUGCCACCAGCCACAGCUUCAGGAGGAUCUUCAUAA
Molecule: messenger RNA, 1368 nt
Organism: Fragaria vesca subsp. vesca
Lineage: Eukaryota; Viridiplantae; Streptophyta; Magnoliopsida; Rosales; Rosaceae
Product: G2/mitotic-specific cyclin S13-6-like
Exons: 8
Coding region: 1-1368 (455 amino acids)
Biological process (GO): mitotic cell cycle phase transition; regulation of cyclin-dependent protein serine/threonine kinase activity
Cellular component (GO): centrosome; nucleus; cytoplasm
Molecular function (GO): cyclin-dependent protein serine/threonine kinase regulator activity
Source: RefSeq, a predicted model, not a curated record